AUGCACCCAUGGGGUGAUGAGAUUUCUGUCGGUACCAAAGAGUUCGAUGCAUUAUAUGCCGAAGGAAACAACAAGUACCUUUACCAUCUCUGGUAUUCUGAUCAGCUGACGCCUUUCAUGGCGACUGAAGUCUUGAAAAUCGAGACACUCUCAGCCGAGCUCUUGGCUAAACUCGGCUAUGUGUUACAAAAGAUGCUCAACUCCAAUAUGAGGACUGCUCUCGGCACGCCAGAAGGGAAGUUCGUUGUUGCCAGUAUUCAGUCUAUUUUGGACGACGCUACUAAGGUGUGCAAGGACCCUAUCUUCAUCAGACUCAGUGCGACAUCAGCCAAGGACAGCUUCGCAAACGGAGCACCUACUGCCAAGCCGGAUCCUCUUCCGCCCACCGCUGAAGUUGUUCUCGGCCGUCUUCUCACAAGUGGUAGGGUUGCUGGCCGACUGCUGGCUCUUGCGGACGGAGUCUGGAGCGAAGACCCAGGUGAGGCCUUGGUAGUUGAGCGAUGGUCACCGGAAAUCAGGCUUGAACAUGAGCUCCGUGUCUUCUGCUACAAGGGGAAAGUCACUGCUGUCAGUCAAGAUAUUUGGUGGGAAAAGAAAGGAUGGCGUGAGCGCUACUCGGAUGGCCUCGUGGAAGCCGUGGUUGAUGUAUGGAAUAACGUCAAAGGCCACAUUCCCUUUGACACCUGCACCAUGGAUGUUUUGGUGUCCCCGCCGAGUCAGGAUAGUAUUAGGUGGGAUGCCAAGGUCAUCGAGUUCAACGGUUUUGGGCCUCAUCUCAAUACUGGCAGCGACUUGUUCCACUGGAUAACCGACGCUAGUAUUUUGCAGGGCGAGAGCGAUGAGAUCACGGUUCGAUUUGUCGAUGAUUGGGAAAACUCCGAAAGCGACACAGAUACCUUAGCUGUAGGAGAUCUCACUCUUUCGGAUACAACGACGGUGGAAGACAGCGAACCAGAUUGGAUGAUGCUGGAGAAGGAGAUUCAGGAAAAGUACGCAGACGACGGUAAGAAUGAGGCUAGGCUCGAGCUUCUGGAGAAGAACAAGCUCCCUCUUGGUGGACGCUGGUGUAGUGCUUAUUGA
This is a messenger RNA of Colletotrichum tamarilloi, 1080 nucleotides long. RefSeq lists its product as uncharacterized. The record is from RefSeq and is a predicted model, not a curated record. Lineage: Eukaryota; Fungi; Ascomycota; Sordariomycetes; Glomerellales; Glomerellaceae. The transcript has a single exon. The coding region runs from base 1 to 1080 and encodes 359 amino acids.